This is a messenger RNA of Fusarium graminearum PH-1, 1407 nucleotides long. RefSeq lists its product as uncharacterized. Gene Ontology annotation, cellular component: nucleus. Gene Ontology annotation, molecular function: transcription cis-regulatory region binding; DNA-binding transcription factor activity. The coding region runs from base 1 to 1407 and encodes 468 amino acids. The transcript has 6 exons. Gene Ontology annotation, biological process: positive regulation of transcription by RNA polymerase II. The record is from RefSeq and is a predicted model, not a curated record. Lineage: Eukaryota; Fungi; Ascomycota; Sordariomycetes; Hypocreales; Nectriaceae.
AUGACUCGCAGUUCUCGGGGACGCAGAGCUGGGUUAGUAGCAGUGCCAAGGAGUACUGGUCCUCGACGACAUACACAAAAGAUCGCUAUUGAGGAUGACAUGGCUUCAUCGAGUGAAACGACAAACACACCGGCUGAGCAGUCGCAAAGCAACCUCUCUGAUGUUGGCGCUGCACCAGACAACUCGACAUUGGUACCAGAGCGUUCAUCUUAUGCUAAUGCAGCGAUAUCAGAACGUCUGAGGCUCUUUACCGACAGUCAACUUCAUAGCACAACUGGUUCACCUUCCUAUUCUCAACCUUUUCAGAACAAUCUCGCUCUUCCUAAAAGAGAUCCCUCUUGGGGUGGUUUACUGCAUACACUUGAGCCACCAGGUGGAAAGGAUUUACCAUUAGAAGGCAUCCAAGAAGCAUGCUUAUUGCGAUACUUUAUUGAGGAUUUAUCUCCCUGGUUUGACCUGGUUGACCCCCAACGGCGGUACCAACUGGUCGUUCCAGAGCGAGCUCGUCGCUAUCCUCCACUUCUCAACGCCAUUUUGGCCAUGUCUUCACGCCACCUCUGCCGACUCGAGAAAUAUAAAACACCCAAUGGAAUUGUCUACCGCGGCCAACCUCUACCAAACCUUACUCCUGGGUCUGCAGUAGAGUACAUGCUCAAAUGCAUACCUGUUCUGAAAGACUUUCACACUACCCAGGAUGGAGAAAUUCGAGAACUCAUCGUUACAACGGCUGUGAUACUGCGCCACUUUGAGGAACUAGAUGAUCAUGAUCAAGAAACCGAUUCAGAAAUGGACUUUAACGAAGGAGUUAACUUUUUAGCAAUUCUGAAUGCGGUACUCAGAAGUUUGACAGCUGAUGACUUGAACCAUCGGAGGGGGUUGUUGAACGCCUCAUACUGGGUUGCCUUGAGACAAGAGGUCUACUAUUCAUUACUGAAAGGUUACUCACCACAAAUAGUUGAGCCACCUGGAGAGUGGGUAGACAUAUCACCUGCCAACAAACUUGUAUCCCAUACGAACCAGGUUGCGAAAUGGCUAUUUGGUGAUAAAUCCAAAGAUGGAUGGCAAAACCUCAAAGAGCAAGAGGAGUAUUUGGAUCAAUAUGUCACGCCCUGUUUUGCUCCCAUAUUGCACCGGCCACCUGACAAGAUCUCUGGAGAUGUAUUUCCAACAAUAUGGUUUGCUUCACCUAUUGCUCUUACAGGUAUGCAGCACAUGAUGAUUGCAAAAAUGAUUCUGAUCGCUGAAUCGCCAUUAAUAUCACAAGAACAAGACAUCCGCGCUGCAUACCGCGAAGCAGAAAGAAAGGUCAGGGCCUUGGUCCUAGAAGUUUGUGGUUCAGCAGUGCAACAUCCAGAUACAGAGCCAGCACUCGUUAAUGCUACUCUGGCUAUACAAAUUCCUGAAUAG